CCUCACAAAUUUCGAUUAAAAGCCACACUUUCGCCUAACACACGCACACGUUCAAGCUCCACCUUCAAAUCUACCAAAGAAAAAAAAGAGGAAAGAACUUGAUUCAAGUUCAUAAAGAAAAGACUGUUUUUUUAAUCUCUAAUUCGUCCAAGUCAACUGAUUUGGAGAUGCAAUCCGUUGUUAUUACCCCAACAUAUUGUUGCAGCACCCAUUAUCAAACCCUAGAACGCUUCUCUUCUCGUCCUAAUCCUUCCAAGCCAUCAUCGAGUUUAUUUGGCGCCCGCGUCUCGGUCGCGAAAGGGCGUAAUCCGUCGAGGCGCUGCACAUGGCGUUGUCUUCGGGUUCGAUCUCCUGCUCUUACGCGCAGGCUGAUUGUAAGGGCUGUGGCCACUCCAAAUUCAGCCCUGGAGUUGCCGCUGACGGCAGAGAAUGUUGAGAACGUCUUGGAUGAAGUUCGACCGUACCUCAUUGCAGAUGGGGGAAAUGUAGCAUUACACGAGAUUGAUGGUAAUGUUGUGCGGUUGAAGCUACAAGGGGCAUGUGGCUCAUGUCCGAGUUCGGUUAUGACUAUGAAGAUGGGUAUUGAGAGACGUCUAAUGGAAAAGAUACCUGAAAUUGUGGCUGUAGAACCAGUGACUGAUGAAGAAACUGGCCUUGAGAUGAAUGAAGAGAACAUUGAGAAGGUACUUGAAGAGAUUAGGCCCUAUCUGGUUGGUGCAGCGGGUGGAUCUCUUGAAUUAGUUGCCAUUGAGGAGCCGAUCGUGAAAGUUAGAAUCACAGGUCCUGCAGCAGGGGUCAUGACUGUUAGAGUAGCCGUAACGCAAAAAUUGCGAGAGAAAAUUCCGGCCAUUGCCGCCGUUCAACUUUUAUGAUUCCAAUGCAAUAUUUUAAGAUUUAACAAAAUAGUUACCAAAUAUAGCAUUUGUUGUUGUUAGGCUUGUAUGAAUAGUGAAAAUCCUGCUGUAUAGUUCAUAGUUUCCAUACUCUUCUCUCUUUGGAUGCCAUUGCCGGUCCUAAGUAUAUUGUUUUUUCUUUUCUAAA
Messenger RNA from Gossypium raimondii (Peruvian cotton), 1041 nucleotides. Its product is annotated as nifU-like protein 2, chloroplastic. The coding region runs from base 168 to 872 and encodes 234 amino acids. Gene Ontology annotation, molecular function: iron ion binding; iron-sulfur cluster binding. The transcript has 4 exons. Lineage: Eukaryota; Viridiplantae; Streptophyta; Magnoliopsida; Malvales; Malvaceae. Gene Ontology annotation, biological process: iron-sulfur cluster assembly. Gene Ontology annotation, cellular component: chloroplast stroma; mitochondrion. The record is from RefSeq and is a predicted model, not a curated record.